Messenger RNA from Scutellospora calospora, 291 nucleotides. NCBI's taxonomy places the organism in Eukaryota, Fungi, Glomeromycota, Glomeromycetes, Diversisporales, Gigasporaceae. The record is from the annotation of a GenBank genome assembly.
AUGCAAGUUCAUGCAGAAAAUUCAAAAAAAGAUGAGAAACUAUACUCUGACAUAGCUUUAUUCUUUCAUAAUAAACAUGGUGGAACAAUAAUUGGAAUUGUUUGGAUACCAAUAAACUUUACACCUAAACCAUGGAAAGCUAGUGCUGAAAUCAAUAGUAUUUUGAUUUUGAAAAUUGAAAAUCCUAAUGGGGAGAAAGGUGAACAAAUUAGUUGCUUUUACUGCGAAGAUGUUUUGACAACAGCUUUAGAAUUUGAAAGACUAGGUGAAGGGUUGGUCACUGGAAUUGAG